Molecule: messenger RNA, 1482 nt
Organism: Drosophila mojavensis
Lineage: Eukaryota; Metazoa; Arthropoda; Insecta; Diptera; Drosophilidae
Product: WD repeat-containing protein 47
Exons: 5
Coding region: 164-1204 (346 amino acids)
Molecular function (GO): protein binding
Source: RefSeq, a predicted model, not a curated record
CCCUGAAUGCAUUUAAGAACGAAAUGUAAUCCGUAUUGGAUAUUACCAUCUCUUGCAAAGUUCACAUUUAUAUAGUAUAUACAUAUACCAGUUGAUCAUAUUUGUAAACAGUUUUUAUAAUAAAUAAAUAAUUUUGGUUUUUAUAUUUUAGUUCCUAAAAUUAAUGCAUUCUAACAGAAGCGAUACAAAUAUGAGAGAGAGAGAUGAAGAACGCUCACAGUUUGUUGCUGUUACAACCAUAACGGAUUCUCAGGCUAUACGCAGCGUGGACUUUCAUCCAGAUGGAAAUCUUUUUGCCGUUGGAUCAAAUUCAAAAACCUUUCGAAUAUGUCAAUAUCCGCAAAUUUCUAAACUGAGACACGAUCAACACUUUUAUCCUCCAUCUGUUUUAUGCAAACGCACUAAGCAUCAUCGAGGAUCGAUAUAUUGUACGAGCUGGUCAGCAGAUGGCGAGCUGGUUGCGACUGGGUCAAAUGACAAGACCAUCAAGUAUAUGCGAUUUAACAAGGAUACAAACCAGCUGGUGGGCCAAGAGAUCGAACUGAAUAUGCACGAUGGCACUGUCCGAGAUAUGUGCUUCCUCGACAACUCAUCAACCAAAUCCCGAUUACUCGCGAGCGGCGGCGCCGGCGAUUGCAAGAUUUACGUAACAGACUGUGUGACAAGCAUGCCCAUGCAUGCUUUCGGAGGACAUACUGGACACAUCUCAUCGCUGUACAGCUGGAAUAAUACGAUGUUCGUAUCGGGAUCGCAGGAUCAAACGAUACGUUUUUGGGACAUACGAGUUAACGAAGCUGUCAGCUCCUUUGAUCAGGAAUAUAAGCCUGGAGCGCUGCAGAAAUCGCCAGUGACUGCAGUUUGCGUCGAUCCGACUGGGCGACUGCUGGUGUCGGGACACGCGGAUAGCGCAUGCGUGCUAUACGAUAUACGCGGAAAUAGGCUAAUACAACGAUUUUAUCCACAUAGCGCGGAAAUUAGAUGCAUCCGCUUUUCACCAGAGGCUUAUUAUAUGCUCACCUGUAGCUAUGAUAGUACGAUUAAACUAACAGAUUUACAGGGUGAUCUAGCUAACGAUCUUGCCUCAGUGGUUGUGGCCAAGCACAAAGACAAGGCGAUUACAAUUCGAUGGCAUCCAACUGAGUUUUCGUUUAUUUCAACAUCUGCGGAUAAGACUGCAACCUUAUGGGCUUUACCUCAAUCCUAAAUUAUUUUAUUUAAACAUAAAUAUAUAAAUUAUUUAAUAAAUAUACCAAUAAUAUUUAAGGUCUAGUGAAAAUUUAUUAAUUACAUGUUGGGAUUAAUAUUUACGUUUUAAAACAAACAUAUUGAUUUAUACAUAAAUAUAUACAUAUAUAUAUAUAUAUAUAUAUAUAUAUAUAUAUAUGUAUUUAAUAUCGUAUUGAUUUGAAAUGGCUUGUGCGUAUAAUUUAUUUUCUAUAUUUAUGUAUUAAAAAAUAUAUAUAUAAUAAUAAAAGUCCAAAA